Suillus discolor is the source of this 2041-nucleotide messenger RNA. RefSeq lists its product as uncharacterized. The transcript is spliced from 13 exons. The record is from RefSeq and is a predicted model, not a curated record. NCBI's taxonomy places the organism in Eukaryota, Fungi, Basidiomycota, Agaricomycetes, Boletales, Suillaceae. Bases 23 to 2041 code for a protein of 672 amino acids.
AGUUUCCCUAAAUCAAAUCAGCAUGGCUAAUACUCCUCACGCCUCAACGGUUCCCUGUCCUCUCAACAUCUCUGGUAUUACCAUCAAUUUCAAGAAGUCAAAAAUGGAUAUAGAGUUUGCUGAAGUACGGAUGGGCGAAUUACGCAGUGUGCUGCAGAGUGUGCCACUGAUUGGAUGUAAAAGAAAAAAGAGAUUUCGAUGGACAUUUUCUCCACCCUGGGUGCUUUCUCAUAAGGAAAAUUUUUCCUUACAUAUGGAUUGCCUUGACAAGAAAGUAUGGUAUAGUAGGAAGACCGAAGAUUUUUCUUUCAACCCAGAUGACAUCUUCUGUGCGUAUGGUGCAAGCCAAGGACAAGACUACACUGCGUAUUAUAACAAAAUCAAAAUCGACGUCCAGUUUUUCAGGAAUACAACAACUAUUCCUCGGUUCCGAAUUCUGGUGAUAGGAAAGACUGGCGUCGGCAAGUCAUCAUUGAUCAACGACGUAUUUGGAGUGGAAGAAAUGAUCGAUUUGCGCGGGGCCAGCAUUGAUCAUGAGUUCAUCUCACCUCAGAACGACAAGUUUGUUCUCCACGGUGGCAAAGGUUUUGGACUCAGGGACAACCUCGAAACAAUCCGAGAUUUCAUUGACCGUCGGAGGAACAUGUCUCCGGAACAUCAGUUGCAUGCUGUUUGGCUCUGCCUUCAGACACCGCGUACAGGCAGACGUUUGCUAGACACGAGAACGAAAGAAUUUCUGACAUUGAAACGUAGUGGAAUACUGGGAAACGUUCCCGUCAUUGUCGUUCUUACUAAAUACGAUAGACUCGUUGAUCACAUACAGCUAACUCUAGAUAAAACCUUUAUCAAAGGAUUGAGCAAUGAAAAAAUCAAGGAACUCGCCAGGAAGAACGCAGAAACCGAGCUGCAGAAUAUCUGCAUCAGACCUCUAGAGAAAUUUGCAGGGUCUAAUAUUAGCCACGCUGCGAUCUCUACCAACGAAGACUAUGAGAAGACACUCACCCACCUGGUUCAGAUAGCUGAAAACUGUGUCACUCAGCAUUCUGCGUCCAAGGCUGCGGUGAUGAUUUCCAUCCGAGCUGCUCAACGAGUGGAUCCUGAACUCAAAAUAAAGGCAUCAUUCGAGAUUGCCAAGAAAAGAUAUCGGAAGACAUUUUCAUGUUGUUGCGCAAUAUUCAAGAAGCCCAAGAUGUGGGAUUUUCUACAUGCACUUCAUGACGACAUCAUCAAUGUGUGGAACUUCUAUGACCUUCAUCAUUACUUGGACAACCGAAAGUUCAGGGAAUCGAUAUCAAAAAUGAUCGAAGUUGGACCUACCAAAGGACAUCGACACUUCUUCAGCCUCGCGCCAGUGAUUCGACACAUCAUGUCCUACAUCGUCAACUUAACGCUUGUGUCGCAGACACUUUAUUUCGUGUCAGGACACCAGAAAAUCACUCGUAGGGCCAUCAAGCUCGCGGUCUCUUCCUACCUUGCCUCCCCAAUUAGAGCACAGGCUCGUGUUUGGAUUCAGACUUGUGAUAGGCAAUUGUCCAUCCUGGACCGCGUGGAUCGGGAUAGCAUCGUUGGGGUGAUAAGAUCUCAUAGCAUCAAUGCGACACAAAGGGUUGAACGUCGGGAAAACACGCAAUGGGCUGCACCUCCACAAUGGACCGCACGUCGGGAGAACACACAAUGGGCUGAACGUCCACAAUGGGCCGAGCCUCGGCAAAACAUUCACAUGAGUGCCCCCAUUCAUACUCCCGCUACCAUAAUUCACCCUAAUCCUACCAUGAACUAUCAUACUAUUAUGGCGGAACGUCCACAAUGGGCCGAACCUCAGCAAAUCAUUCACAUGAGUGCCCCCAUUCAUACUAUGGACCAUCAUAUUAUGGCCGAACCUCCACAAUGGGCCGAACCUCAUCAAAUCAUUCACAUGAGUUCCCCCAUUCAUACUAUGGACCAUCAUAUUAUGGCCGAACCUCCACAAUGGGCCGAAGGUCGGGAAAACAUUCACAUGAGUGAUACUCCCGCUAUCACAAUUCACUCUCUUUUGAAUUAA